Somion occarium is the source of this 1940-nucleotide messenger RNA. The record is from the annotation of a GenBank genome assembly. NCBI's taxonomy places the organism in Eukaryota, Fungi, Basidiomycota, Agaricomycetes, Polyporales, Cerrenaceae.
AUGUUCGAGACGACCAAUGAGCAAUGACGCCAAGGUGAUUUGUGGAUCGGUCGAAGAGGGUCGGUGACGGUGAAGCUUACAGAACAUGCACCUAAUCUGUUGAAAUGUUGAUGACUUGGUAUUUCUGUGAAUCGUUUCCGAUGAUUCUUUUAUGCAUGCCACCUCUCUUCAACAUGUUGCCCAAUUUGCUACAGACUGCCCUCACAUCGACUCUGAGGGACACCCUCUUCACGGUGGCAGCGUUGAGCUUGACUACCCAUUACAUCUACAACCGGUGGGAGCCUGCGAACGUCACGUUCCAGUUUUUCUUGCUCGCAGUCGUUCCUUUCGUGUUAUCGAUCUUUGUCGCCACACAUGUAUCUGUUUUUGCAGCGGUUCCCUUGACGUUCCUCACGUAUUACGCCACGCUCUGCACUUCUGUCGGGCUUUACCGUCUCUCACCGCUCCACCCUCUCGCUCGGUACCCUGGUCCUAUUCCAAACAAAAUCAGUCAGUUUUGGAUGAUCAACGUUGCUAUGAAGGGAAAAAGACAUGUCUAUAUCCAACGACUUCACGAGAAAUAUGGUGACAUUGUUCGGAUCGGCCCUAAUGAGGUGUCUAUCCGUGACGCCUCCGCCAUUAACCCUUUGAUGGGCACAACCGGUUGGCCCAAGGGACCCAAUUUGUUCGGGGUGCGCUGGAUGGGGCCGGAACCCAUGGAUGCCAUGAUCAUGGUUCGUAACCCAGUGGAACAUCACCGCCGACGCAGACCCUGGAACAGAGCUUUCAGCACCGCUGCGUUGAAGGAGUAUGAACCGUUGGUCGCGAAGCGCGUGAAUCAACUCGUCGGAAAGAUAGCUUCCGACAAGGGUGUGGUCGAUAUUGCCAAGUUUAUUGGCUAUUUCACUUAUGAUUUCAUGGGUGAUAUGGCUUUCGGUGGCUGGUAUGAAAUGUUGCGUGAUGGGGACGCAGAUGGUCGAUGGAAAGCCAUGGAGGACAGCUUGCGCGCAACACUCUUCUUUGAACAUAUCCCGUGGGUUACUUACUGGGUGCAAAAACUAGGCAUCGCCUCUGGGGCGGUCAAGAAACAGCGUGCUUUUAGCCUCGCACGUGCAGAUGAGCGGUACCAACAAGGAUCCAAGACCAAGGAUCUCUUCUACUACCUCAACAACGAUGACGGUGCUGAGCCCGAACCACCCGCGAAGGAGCAGGUCGUUUCAGACGGUAAUCUUGCCAUCAUAGCUGGUUCCGAUACUACUGCUAGUGUCUUGUCCAACAUCGUCUAUUACCUUCUCCUCGAACCGACAACAUAUAAGAGAUUGCAACAAGAAGUCGAUCUCUACUACCCGCCUGGCGAGGAUGCUACUAACACUAAGAAUCAUACCAAGAUGGUGUUCCUCGAGGCGGUGAUUAAUGAGGCUUUGCGAUUGCUUCCUGCUGUUCCAAGUGGUAGUCAGCGAGCGGCCUCCCCUGGCUCAGGCGGCAAAGCUAUUGGACCUUACUAUCUUCCCGAAGGUACUCACGCACGAGUUCAUUUCUAUUCCGUCCAACGCGACCCUCGAAACUUCUCUCCCCAUCCCGAAUCAUUCUGGCCUGAUCGAUGGAUCGUUGCCGAAGGUGAUAUGCCCGCUCCCAAGGACUUCAAACAUAAUCCAACUGCAUUCACCCCUUUCUCAUUCGGACCUUACAACUGUGUCGGCAAGAAUCUGGCCUUACAAGAAAUGCGUACGGUCCUGUGUAGCUUUUUGCAGAACUUGGAUUUGCGUUUCGCAGAUGGGUAUGAUCCGGAGGAUUGGAUUCGGGAUAUCGAGGAUAUGUUUGUUGUGAAGAAGGGACGGUUGCCUGUUAUUGCUACCAGGCGUACUCACAAUGUGUGAUUAUCUACUAUCACUACCAAUCUUUUGUGGACUGUCAUCAGUGAUACCUGUCUUUAGAAACAAUGUCAUUAGUUGUCCUAUUUU